GUGGGCUCCUUCUUCAUGAUUAACCUGUGCCUGGUGGUCAUCGCCACGCAGUUCUCGGAGACCAAACAACGGGAGCACCAGCUGAUGCAGGAGCAGAGGGCCCGGUACCUCUCCUCCAGCACUGUCGCCAGCUACAUGGAGCCAGGAGACUGCUACGAGGAGAUCUUCCAAUACGUCUGCCACAUCAUGCGCAAAGCCAAACGCCGUACCCUUGGGCUGUACAACAGCAUACAGAGCCGGCGCCAGGGCCACGUGGAGCCGAGUGAUGCCAAGCUAGGCGUGAACAGGAAAAGCCAGAGGCACUACAGGCUUUGCCAGCAGCACAACUCUCUUGACUGUCCUCCUCAGGGCUUGGUCCAGCCCAUUGCUGUAACAGCAACCUCUGACCCCACCAACUGCCCCCGAUGCCAUAGGGGGGAGCACAAAGCAUCCCGAAGGCUCUCUGUCCUGGAUAGUGCUGACUCAGACCAGGAGGAUGGAGGAGCCAGCGAAGAGGAGGGAGAGGGCAGCAGAGAGGACCAGGGUGCCUCAGGGCUGGAGAAGGAGGAGGAGGAGGUAGAAGAAGGUGGACGGCUGAAGAUCUGCAGUGACAUGUGGCGAGAAGUGAGGGUCAAGCUUCGAGGGAUUGUGGAUAGCAAGUACUUCAACCGUGGGAUCAUGAUUGCAAUCCUGGUGAAUACUAUCAGCAUGGGCAUCGAGCACCACGAGCAGCCAGAGGAAUUGACCAACAUCUUGGAGAUCAGCAAUGUUGUCUUUACGAGCAUGUUUGCCCUGGAGAUGAUCCUGAAACUUGCUGCUUUUGGUCUCUUUGAUUACCUCCGCAACCCCUACAACAUCUUUGACAGUAUCAUCGUCAUCAUCAGCAUCUGGGAGAUCAUCGGCCAGUCAGACGGGGGCCUCUCCGUGUUGAGGACUUUCCGUCUCCUGCGGGUGCUGAAGCUGGUGCGUUUCAUGCCCGCGCUGCGCCGCCAGCUUGUGGUGCUGAUGAAGACUAUGGACAACGUAGCCACCUUCUGCAUGCUCCUCAUGCUCUUCAUCUUUAUAUUCAGCAUCCUGGGAAUGCACAUCUUUGGUUGCAAGUUCAGCCUCAGGACAGACACAGGAGAUACAGUUCCUGACCGGAAGAAUUUUGACUCCCUGCUGUGGGCUAUUGUCACUGUCUUUCAGAUCCUAACCCAGGAGGACUGGAAUGUUGUGCUCUAUAACGGCAUGGCCUCCACCUCACCGUGGGCAUCCCUUUACUUUGUGGCUCUCAUGACGUUUGGCAAUUAUGUGCUCUUCAACCUGCUGGUGGCCAUUCUCGUGGAGGGGUUCCAGGCUGAGGGUGAUGCCAACCGGUCAUACUCAGAUGAAGAUCAGAGUUCAUCGAAUAUGGAGGACUUAGAUCAGUUCCAAGAGGUCCAGGAAGGCUCAGAUCCCAAGCUCUGUGCAAUUCCUGUGACACCUAAUGGACACUUAGACCCAUCACUGCCCUCUUCCAACCCACCAGUGGCUGCUGGGGGGGUCACCAGCUCUUUGCGCAACUCCCUGCAGCCUGACCAGAUCCGCGUUGCCGUUGGCUCCCGGAAGAGUAGUGUGAUGUCCCUGGGGAGAAUGACCUAUGACCAGCGGUCUUUGUCCAGCUCCCGCAGUUCCCACUAUGGUGCCUGGGGACGCAGCGGGGCCUGGGGCAGCCGUCGUUCCAGCUGGAACAGCCUGGCCCGGGGACACAGCCUGAAGCACAAACCUCCCUCCGCUGAGCAUGAAUCCCUCCUGUCUGGGGAGAGGCACAGGGUAGCAGAUGGGGAGACGGAUGGGAUGGGAAGGGUGUUUCAUCACCGCCGGACGCUCUCCCUGGACAACAAAGGCUCCUGUGACCUGCUGGAGUUGGCCUCAGCCCCGUCCGGCCACAGAGUGACCCGUAAGCUGGGAGCAGUGUCUGGGGCCAGCGAGCAUCAAGAUUGCAAUGGCAAAAUGCCUAGUAUUGCCAAGGAGAUCUUCCCAAAGAUGAACAACCGCAAGGAACGGGGAGAGGAUGAUGAAGAGAUAGAUUAUAGCCUGUGCUUUCGCAUCCGGAAGAUGAUGGAAGUCUAUAAGCCAGACUGGUGUGAAUUACGGGAAGACUGGUCCAUAUAUCUCUUCUCUCCACAAAACAGGUUUCGCCUCCUCUGCCAAACCAUCAUCGCUCACAAGCUCUUCGACUACGUGGUGCUGGCCUUUAUCUUCCUGAACUGCAUCACCAUUGCCCUGGAGAGACCGCAGAUUGAACACAGAAGCACGGAGAGAAUCUUUCUCACUGUGUCCAACUACAUUUUCACAGCCAUUUUUGUAGCUGAGAUGACACUGAAGGUGGUCUCUCUAGGCCUGUAUUUUGGGGAUCAGGCUUAUCUCCGCAGCAGCUGGAACAUCUUGGAUGGCUUCUUGGUCUUCGUGUCUCUCAUUGACAUUGUGGUCUCGGUGGCUUCUGCUGGUGGUGCCAAAAUCCUGGGGGUGCUGCGGGUCCUCCGGCUGCUGCGCACUUUACGUCCCCUCCGAGUCAUCAGCCGAGCCCCUGGCCUGAAGCUCGUGGUGGAGACACUCAUUUCUUCCCUCAAGCCCAUAGGAAACAUCGUCCUCAUCUGCUGCGCUUUCUUCAUCAUCUUUGGCAUCCUGGGCGUGCAGCUCUUCAAGGGCAAGUUCUACCACUGCCUGGGAGUCGACAUCAGGAACAUCACCAACCGCUCUGACUGCGUGGCCGCCAACUACAAGUGGGUGCACCACAAGUACAACUUUGACAACCUGGGGCAGGCUCUGAUGUCCCUCUUUGUUCUGGCUUCCAAGGAUGGCUGGGUCAAUAUUAUGUAUAAUGGACUAGAUGCUGUGGCCGUUGACCAGCAGCCGGUGACCAACAACAACCCCUGGAUGCUCCUCUACUUCAUCUCCUUCCUCCUCAUCGUCAGCUUCUUUGUACUCAACAUGUUCGUGGGGGUGGUGGUGGAGAACUUCCACAAGUGUCGGCAGCACCAGGAGGCCGAGGAGGCACGCCGGCGGGAGGAGAAGCGCCUGCGCCGCCUGGAGAAGAAGCGAAGGAAGGCGCAGCGUUUGCCGUACUAUGCUACCUACUGCCCCAUACGCCUCCUUAUUCAUUCGGUCUGCACCAGCCACUAUCUGGACAUCUUCAUCACUUUCAUCAUCUGCCUCAACGUGGUCACUAUGUCCUUGGAGCACUACAACCAACCUGUGUCCUUGGAGACCGCCCUCAAGUACUGCAACUACCUGUUCACCACUGUCUUUGUGCUGGAGGCAGUUCUCAAGCUGGUGGCAUUUGGCCUGAGGCGAUUCUUCAAAGACAGGUGGAACCAGCUAGAUCUGGCCAUUGUGCUGCUGUCUGUCAUGGGCAUCACGUUGGAAGAGAUUGAAAUCAACGCUGCUCUCCCAAUUAACCCCACUAUCAUCCGGAUCAUGAGGGUGCUGCGCAUCGCCCGGGUUCUGAAGCUACUGAAGAUGGCCACAGGAAUGAGAGCACUGCUGGAUACAGUUGUUCAAGCUCUGCCACAG
This is a messenger RNA of Eurypyga helias (sunbittern), 3516 nucleotides long. RefSeq names its product calcium channel, voltage-dependent, T type, alpha 1I subunit (gene CACNA1I). The annotation marks the transcript as partial. Gene Ontology annotation, molecular function: voltage-gated sodium channel activity; low voltage-gated calcium channel activity. The record is from RefSeq and is a predicted model, not a curated record. NCBI's taxonomy places the organism in Eukaryota, Metazoa, Chordata, Aves, Eurypygiformes, Eurypygidae. Gene Ontology annotation, biological process: neuronal action potential; membrane depolarization during action potential; calcium ion import. The transcript has 21 exons. Gene Ontology annotation, cellular component: neuron projection; voltage-gated calcium channel complex; plasma membrane.